GUGCUGCUGCUGCUCUCCUGUUUGGUGUGCCCGGGGGUUAGGGUUAGUCUAAUGUGUUGUUGAUUAGUUGAUAUACUCCAGGGUGCAUCUGGCCGCCACAUGACGGGAGAUGCGAGGGCGUUCACGAGUGCCACUACAAGAAGGCAUGAACAUGCUCCCGCAAUUUGGAGCUUGACUAGGACACAACAAAAGCAAGCGAAAGCGAAAGCGCAGUGAGCUCAACCAAGGAGAGCUCGAUUCCAAGGCCUUUCAUGAGAAGAUCCGAUCUGUCAUCCUGGACGGAACCAAGUCCUUAGUGGAGUCUGCCACACUUCUGGGCUACCUGCAUAAAGGGGCGGAUGCUCAGACGGACUCCCUACUCUGUGCAGAGUGCAACCUGGCGAGUUUGUGCGACAUGGCCAAAGAACUUCCUCUGAUGGAUGAUGAGGACCCAGAAAGCUGCGUCCAGUUACUUGACGCCGGCACGUCCCAUCUGGACUUGUUUUCCCGCGUGACGGAGAACCCAGCAGAACAGGCGGCGGUGACGAUGCUGAUGGGGGAGGAGUACGUUAUCCCGCCGCGUGCGGCCUUCCUGCUCUCGGAUUUCUCCCGGAUGCAUCCGCUCCUCCGAUAUGGACACAAGUUUGACGUCAUCGUCAUGGAUCCACCAUGGGAAAACAAGUCUGCCAAAAGGAGUCGUAGGUACGCUUGUCUGCCUUCAUCUCAGUUGAAAAGACUCCCCAUCCCUCAGUUGGCAUCCCUAAAUAGUCUGGUGGUCACCUGGGUGACCAACCGACCCAGCCACCUGCGCUUUGUCCGCCACGAGCUGUACCCGCACUGGGGGGUGGAGGCCGUGGCCCAGUGGUUCUGGGUCAAGGUGACCGCAGAUGGUCAGUUUGUCUUCCCGCUGGAUUCACCGCACAAAAAACCGUACGAGGUGCUGAUCCUGGGGCGAUAUCGCGGACAUUCAAGCCCCUCAGAGCCUUGCGUCGGCGGCGUCACCCCCGUGCAAGAUCAGCGGCUGAUUGUCAGCAUCCCCUCGACUCUUCACUCCCACAAACCGUCACUGGCAGAGGUGCUGAAACCGUACAUGAAAGCGGACGGCGAGUGCCUGGAGCUGUUUGCCCGAAGCUUGCGAGCGGGUUGGACCAGCUGGGGCAACGAGGUUCUCCGUUUCCAACACAGCAGCUACUUCACGCUAGCGCCGCCCGAGGGCCGCUCCGGACCAGAGACGCGGGAUUUUUAACUUUUUAAUAAACAUUCGCAAAUAA
Syngnathus typhle (broad-nosed pipefish) is the source of this 1250-nucleotide messenger RNA. It is a transcript of the gene mettl4, whose product is annotated as methyltransferase 4, N6-adenosine. The record is from RefSeq and is a predicted model, not a curated record. Gene Ontology annotation, molecular function: RNA methyltransferase activity; site-specific DNA-methyltransferase (adenine-specific) activity; nucleic acid binding. Bases 395 to 1225 code for a protein of 276 amino acids. Lineage: Eukaryota; Metazoa; Chordata; Actinopteri; Syngnathiformes; Syngnathidae. The transcript is spliced from 8 exons. Gene Ontology annotation, cellular component: RNA N6-methyladenosine methyltransferase complex; cytosol; nucleus.